This is a messenger RNA of Leptomonas pyrrhocoris, 2316 nucleotides long. RefSeq lists its product as hypothetical. Lineage: Eukaryota; Euglenozoa; Kinetoplastea; Trypanosomatida; Trypanosomatidae. The transcript has a single exon. The record is from RefSeq and is a predicted model, not a curated record. The coding region runs from base 793 to 2316 and encodes 507 amino acids.
AGCAACGAUCUUUUUUUGUUGUUUCUUAACGAAGAGUGCUUUGCAUGAAUAGAAGACGCAUCGUGGCACAACACGUUGACGCAGGAAAGCUUAGCCCAACAUAAGCUGACCUGUGCACCGUCACUAUUCGCGCCUUGUAGUUUGUUUCACCUCCUUUAAAUAGUAGUAGUGUUUCUUAACUAACCAAUCGGUUGACGUGCCGCUCGUGGUUUUCUGUUGUCUGGUGUCUGUGUUUACGUGGGAGCGCGCUGCACAGACAACAUAACGAAGAAGAGCGGAGCAGCUAGCGCAUUUGGAAAACAAAAAUAGCGGUUGUGUAGAAGAGCGGGUCUGAUUGCUCACGGUGCCGUGUGUCCAAAGGAACGAGGUACCAUCAGCAUCCACGACGCCGUCUCCUUUUGGGUGGUAUUGCCCUUUUUUUCCCUUAACUGCGUCUUUUCCGUAACUUGACGAACCGUUUGGGUCUCACGGACACUCGACGUGCAUUUGGCUGCCGUAAUUUCUCUUUGAUUAGCGCCGAAGCGGCUUUUUCUUUUUGGUUGUUGUUGUUGGAUUCUUUCUCCUUCUCCUUUUGGGUCGACGACGGUGUUCGUGACUUCGGGAACACACACACACAAAACGAACUGGCUGCAACGCACAGAAGAAGAAAGUGUUGACGACGCGGCAGGAGACUGUAAUUGGACGGGGAUUGCGUACAUACAUACACACACACGAGCGAAGGCAACACCAUCAAACGAACGGAAAGUAUACCCAAACGACUGAGAGCUGAGUAAAAGCAAAAAAAACAAACAAAUGUUUCGUGUGUUCUCCGGCAGCUGCAUGUCCCUUGAGGACAUGGACACGGUGCUGCGACCAAAUCUAGUGGAGCACCCCCACGUCCUAGGCCCUGGUGCCGACUUCUUCACGGAAGCCGGUGAGCCGGUGCGUCCGCAACCGUGCGCGCAAACGUUUCAGAAGGUCUUCUCUGGAAGCGCGUUAGACCUCAACGCGGGCAAUGCCGACCUCUCCGACGAAGAGGCAGGCGUGACGAGCCCGGUGGGGCAGCCACAGCGCAUCAUACCUCCUAGCAGCAUCCUCAAUCAGAUCUCCUCUGAAAACGAGAAGGAGAAGGCGCGUGCGGCGAAGAUGAAGAUCCACGUGUUGGUGAUUGGCGAGAGCGGAUACUUAGCGAGUCACGUCGUCACGAGGCUGCUCGAUGCGGGGUACAGCGUGCGCAUGACGGUGCCGGACGCGGCGCGGCAUCAGAAGCUGAUGGACCUCUACAGCGCCAACCGGGAUGUCGCGCAGCGCCUGGCGAUCGUCCUUGCGGACGUCACCAACUCCAACUCCCUGCGUGAUGUGAUUCGCGGCUGCCGCUACAUCAUUCACUGCGGCUGCUCUAGUGCCUCCUCGCAAGCAAAGGACCCCGUCGGCCUCUACACAAAGGCGGUUCGUGCACUGUUCGACGGCAUUCGACUCUCCGGUAAGUCAACGGUGAAACGUGUUGUGCUGACCGGUGCGGCGUCCUCGGUAAUGCACAUCACGGAGCCCGAGCCACCGUCCGGCCUCUUCGACGAGAACAGCUGGAACGGCGUCGCCACGGCCGAGGCGGAUCCGCUGCCCUACGCGAAGCUGGUCUUUGAGCGGGAGGCGUGGCGGCUGCGAAAGAUGAUGGGCGUGGAGUUGGUUGUGCUGCUGCCCUCCAUCUCUAUCGGCCCCAGCCUGACGGACGAGACAAGUGAGGCAAUGGUGACGAUUGAGGGCCUCGCAAACUCGUCCAAGCUGUUCCCCUUCUGCCCCAACCUUAGCUGGAACUUUGUCGACGUCCGCGAUGUCGCCGAGGCGCACGUGCGCGCGUUGGAGGUGCCCGAGGUGCGCGACCACCGCAUCAUCAUCUCGAACGAGUGCGUAAGUCUGCCGGAGCUGUGCCGCACAAUGAAGGAACUCUACCCGCAGCUCACACCGCCGACGCACACCGCCUGGACGGUGGUUACUCUCGCCAUCGCCUCGGUGGUGCUGUGGAACAGCGUGAACAUGCGUUUCCUGUGGCGCAGCCUGGGCGUGCGCAAGCGCCUCGAUAACCGUCGCGCCCGGGAGGAGCUCGGUGUCGUCUUCACACCGAUGCGUCAAACCUUGGGCGACUGCUUUGAUCAGAUGACGCGCACCGCGCAGGCGCAGCAGACGGCGACGGCGAAUGCGCAGAAGACGGGCAAUGGUACUACCGCUGCUGCUGGCGCGUUGCCUUCCCGAUUUGUAAGCACGAAGGUCGUGGUGUCACUGAUCACCGUUGCCGCCAUCGGUGCUGGUGUUGUUCGUUACGUGAAAAGGCGGCACUGA